Messenger RNA from Macrobrachium nipponense, 4023 nucleotides. RefSeq lists its product as uncharacterized. The transcript has 2 exons. The coding region runs from base 312 to 1223 and encodes 303 amino acids. NCBI's taxonomy places the organism in Eukaryota, Metazoa, Arthropoda, Malacostraca, Decapoda, Palaemonidae. The record is from RefSeq and is a predicted model, not a curated record.
AGCGAGGGGAAACGAGGGUGAAUAGCGAAUCGCUUGUCCCAGAUAGAGGAAAAUUCUCGAGGUGACGAACCAAUACCCUUUUUCUCUCUCUCUAUCUCGGUUCUCGCGCUGGAAAUACUGUUUUCCCCCAAAUGAAGUGACUGGUGUCAAGACUGGCUUCCAGGCCGGGUAUGGAAGUCGCUGCUGGAGGGUCGACUGGCUUGGGAAAGUCUGGAAAUGUUCGCUCUGCCUUUCCAGUCCAGAAGGUUCUAUGUCACUGCUGAAGAAGGUAGUAAGAGGGAGAAGAGACACCUUGCACGAAUCUAGCCACGAUGACGACGAUGCUGACAAUCUGCCUUUUGGUGCUGGUGGUGGGACAGAUGGUAACCGAAUCUACAGCAUCUCCUCAUCCAGACCUCAACUGCUCUCUCGAGGUCGACAGCCCUAGUGAGAACAGCAAGGGCGGUUCAGGCCCAGAGGUUGGCCCUCAGACCAAGAACUGCAGCCCUGACAGAGGGGACCAGACCAGAGUGCCUGCUGCUCUUCUUCCGUCCUCCGGUGACAUCAACGCAAGCGACGACAGAAACGGCCAGUCCAGCUUGAGUCCCGGUGCCCAACACGUAAGACAUACCUCAUUAGAAUCCGUAGACAGACACCAGAGCGAACUGGACCUCUGGCGAUGCUUGAUGAGAAGAGCGAGGGCCAGCAGACUCGAGGAGGACGAGAAGACGAAGAAGAAGCCCGCCAAAACCGUCAGAUACUGCACUUCUGACGUGAGAGGGGCCAAUGGAACGGCCUCCAGAGAGGGGGAGACCUCACCUGCCGAGGAGGGGGCGUCCCAAGGGGAUUGCCUGCCCCUCCUGUUCUUCCUGUUCCCCACGCUGUGCAAUGAAACACGCCUCUGCGUCAACCUGACGGAGGCAUCCUUAGACACCAUCCCGCAGCGCUUCUGGCUCUGGAACAGGAAGAAGAAGGCGGAGGACGAGGGGUCGGAGGCUGUCGUCUACAUCGUGGUGGUGCUGGCCUUCUACUCCUUCGGGAUAGUGUUCAUGAUGGCCAACUUCAUCCGCCAGGAGCAGAGAGAACUGGAGGAGACGAAGCUGUACAAGCAGUACGUCAAGGUGGCUAGGGAUCGCUGGCUGACCUCGAGGGGUAAUAUGGCCAACAAACUGGCGCUGCAGGCUCUCAACACAUUCAACGCUGUCCCGCAGACCACAGACGACAACAAAAUCACUUUUGUAUGAGGUAGUGUUAGUUUCGUAGUAUAGAAAGCACAAGACAGUAUGCAUAUCUUUUUGUUUGUCUCUGCUAGACUAAGAUUUAUUGGUGGAUCUUGGUGGUGAGUUUUUGUCUCUUGAAGGAGCGUCUGAAAAGUGUGAAUUCUUCUCUCCAUGAUAACCUUUGUAUCAGCUCAUCUUUCAAGCUGUCAAGAGCUGUGAGCUUAGAAACAUUGUCUGUGCUAAUUCUCUCUCUCUCUCUCUCUCUCUCUCUCUCUCUCUCUCUCUCUCUCUCUCUCUCUCAAGGGAAAGUCUACGAACAGGAAAGGCAACUCUUGUAAGUCAAACUUGAGUGUCUUCAGGGUUAUAAAUAGUUUGAUGUUUGUGUACAAAAUGGCCUCAAUAUUUUGUUAAUUGUAUAUGUGUAUAUAUAUAUUAUAUACCAAGUUAAUGAAAGUAUUAUAAGGUUGCCAUUAUAUAAUCAACGACGACUUCUUUCAUCAGAUGGAGAUCCCCUUUAUAUAAUCCUCCAUCCUGCAGGAAUCACAGGUCUCAAUGUGACCUGUUGCCACUUCCACAAGACUCCCUAUGCCUCGUGGCAAGUGUUAAGGAUUGUUUACAAUGGGAGUCACCCAUCAGAGCAUCAACCAGAGUCAGUGGUAUGAAAAUCUCUGUUGAUUGAAGAUAUUAGGCCUAAGAAGGUCCCUGGAUCUCAGUUGCACUGCUUUCUGUUCAGCCAUUCACGCCUAGCUCAGUCUGUUUGGCACUGCCUCGUUUUAAGCUGUUUCACAACGUUUCAUUGAGCCUGUAUACAGGUUCACAAAGCCUGUAUACAGCUUUUAAAAGCAGCCACGGACAAUGGCUGUUGAUCAGCGUGGCCGCUGUGAGUUUUUAAACUUGCACAAAAGGGGAUCAGAGGCUUGUAUCGGCUCCGAAAAUAACUCGCAGGGCGGUCGUAAAGAAACACAAAUGAUAGGUUUCAUCUCUCUUCCGAUACAAACGACAGAAGAAGAAGAAGACGAAGAAGAAGAAUGCCAAAACAAAACAACUGCGCUAAUGAACACUCUGUUGUUGUUGUUGUCUCUCUCUCUCUCUCUCUCUCUCUCUCGACCCGAGCUUUGAUCUACGUUCCCGUAAUUGUUUCCACAGCACGAUCUUUUCCAUCGUCCUCGUCAUUUGUAGCAUUGAACCUAUUAAAAAGAGAGACUCACUCACACACACACACACACACACACACACACACACACACACACAUGCGCUGCAAUGCCUUUUAAAGUAACAGGUUGAAGAGAUGCGGAGCAAUGACGCGUGUAUUAUUAUUGUUCUCGUUUCUAGGAAAAGUGAGAAUCACUACAACAGUGAACAAUACUUCUUGAGUCGAAGAAGGACCCUGUUCUGUGUUCUGUCGACGAGUUGGAGAACAAUGAAGCAGCUCUAUCCUUAGUCAGCAGAGGCGAAGUAAUGAUUUAAUAUCAUAUAUUAGCCAGGAGCCGUGGCGUGACUCGGGAGAAACAUCACCGAAAAGGAAAAUUACGAAAACUCCAUCGCGAACUCCUUUUUUUUUUAUAUAAAAUGAGAAGCAUGACGAAAACGUGACCCUGAGAAACAGGACAGAAAAAUGUUAGAUUCGUCGUUCAACUGAGUGUCAUGAUCAAAAGUAAUUAGGAAUUUCGCAUUAAAUAUUACAGGUUACGUUAAGUUAUAUGACAGUUAAAUAAUCUUCCAUUACAUUACAAAACAUGACAAAAAAAGGUAACCUUAAAAUGUCUGAUUAAGCAUUAUUAUUAUUAUUAUUUUUUUUUUUUUUGCUCUACCACAGUCCUCCAAUUCGACUGGGUGGUAUUUAUUAUUAUUAUUAUUAUCAUUAUCGCAUGACCUUUUAUACCAAUCCUACACAGAAUAUAUUAACAAAAUGUGAUACAGAAAUGAAAACGGUAUGUUACAGCUGAAUAUACAUAGAUCUAUACACAGGUGACGUAACAUGUUUCAAAGUCCCUAUGCCUAAGACCUUGGGAGGGCGCGGUGCUAAGGUCAAGACGUGUAUGAAACGUCGACUUCUAUGUACUGAUGUGUACCUAGAAAUAAGUACACUUAUGGACAUUCUAAAAGGGGCUUUGCAUCAUCUGAAUCCCUUAGUUAAUAGAUAAAUUUAUGAAUAUUUAUAUAAAACAAGCACUGUUAGCAUCCUCUUUCAGAUGUGGCCGGGUACAGAGUGACUAGGUUCGUGGUAGCCAGGUUUGACUGGACACUACCCUGAGAAUGGUAUAUUAUGAGCAUAUACGAGAAGACUAUAAAAGGCCUGUGUUGUAUCUGGUGCAACUUUAGCUAUGCUUGCACACUGCAAGCAGCUCAGCUCUGGCACAGUGCAGCUACUGCUACUGAACUUUCCCCCACAAGCAGGAAACAAGCAGGGGGCAUACGGAAAUUUCAAGGCGCGUUCGUUUUGUCACAAAGUUCGGCACCGAUGUUCUUCGUACGUGACUUAGGAUUCUUCAGAACUCACACGUAACGUAAAUUCGCAAUGCCCUGAAUCAAACACGCAACGCCUCUCUGACAAACCGCGAAGAAAGCGCAUUCCUUCCAGAACACAAAUGCAACGUCGUGCAUUCACGUCUUUCCUCUCUGGCAAAUAGAACGUGCCUUAGCGAUGAUGAUCUCAAAUCCUGUGUUUCCAUACGUGGAAGUCAAAAAACCCUUUUGAUCAGACGACCAAUCAAACCAUUGCUUCUGAAGAUACUCAUGGUGAUAUGUAAUCCGUCAACACCAUUUUUUCUCACCGCUUUUGAAUAUGAGAAUAUUUUUGUGAAAAUAUACACUGAUAUAUGUA